Messenger RNA from Rhincodon typus (whale shark), 1089 nucleotides. RefSeq names its product hspb associated protein 1. NCBI's taxonomy places the organism in Eukaryota, Metazoa, Chordata, Chondrichthyes, Orectolobiformes, Rhincodontidae. The transcript has 3 exons. The record is from RefSeq and is a predicted model, not a curated record. Bases 419 to 1021 code for a protein of 200 amino acids.
UUUCCAUGCUGUAUGACUCUAUAAAUAAAAGUUAAAAUUCCAUUUACCUUUGUUAUUACUUGCUGAAUGUAAUGAUAUCAGCAAUACCUUCAGCGAAAAAUAUAUUCAGAAGAACAUACUGACUCCCAGGAGAUAACUUACAAAGGAGAAUGGAAAUGCCGUCUCUCUAUCUUCCUGUUUGACUGAACAUUUGUGCUUUUGGCUUGAUCCUCUGGUCUAUGCUGUGUGUGAAUGAAGAUAGUAGUGAAAAUAUACCUCAACACAUGAUGUGUUAACCCUCAGUGCCAAAGUGUCUUUUGUAUUCAAUGUAUAGGGAGUGCAAUUAGGGGAAGAAAGAUUUGAAGUGUUGAAUUUUGAAGACAACCAUGUGAAAAUAAGAAAGGGUCCUGUGGAGAUUCUCCGUUUUCUAUAAUUGAACAUGUCCCAUAUGGAUGACGACGAUGAAGCCAGAGUUGGGGAAGCAUUGGCUCGCACUGUGGUCUGUGCUGUCAAGACUGCAGAUCCUCGUGCUCAUAUUGCCAGCUGGCUCAACACCACGGAGGUUGAAGUCACUUCACACGAGACAAACUUGCACUAUGUCAAUCUUGCAGUUCAGGCCUGUUUAAAUAAGCGAAAGAUUUGCCCCUCAAAAGGCAGCAACCUAUCAGCAUGGAGUUCGUCUACCUUUAAGAGAAGGAAACAUAAUUCAGGUGAUGGGGCAGAAUACUCAGCAGCUGCAGAUGCAGACCCUAAACCCGCCCUGACCACCAGCAUCCCUUUCGGGCCUAAUCUACUUCCGGUUGUCCGAGAUACAGGAGCGACAGCCCAGCACGGAGUACCCAGUGACUCAAGGGAGACGAGCAUUGCUCUGAGCAAUAACCUAGAAGCUAACGCUUGUAGUGGAAAAGUGGAUAGUAAUUCCAAACAUACUGGAGUUCACAGCACAAUGAUAUCCACUGACAAGUUGUUGAACUGUUUGGUUCACCCCGAUGUGAUCAGCUUAAUGACUGAAAUUCUGCUGGACAAUCAUUUCUGUCAUUAGUCAGACGAGCUCUUCAGUGUCCAUUGAUUUUAUUUUUUAGUGUGGAAAUAAAUUAUUCCUAAAAGGAA